AUGAGCGGACGCAAGCGAAACGCACAGGGCGCGGCUGCAAAGCAGCGACCCAACAAGCGCGGCCGCAUGGCCAACGACGAACCUUGCGAGGAGGCUGUUCGACAGGCAAAAAUACUGCUUGAACAACGCCCCCUCGAAGUGUUCCGGGAUACGGCUGCAAUCAUCAGAGAUUUCGUGUCCCCCGUUGAGGGGUUGACCGAACAAGAUGAAGAAGCCGUCACUGAGCGGUGGAACAAGUCUGACGUAAAGGAAGACGUCGGAACAUUGAAUGCGAGUGCACACUCAGACCUCCUGAGGUUGUGGAAGCUCUCUAUGCGUCUCUAUGAGUGUCCACCACUCUAUUUCAUGUGCCCCUCGGCAAAGAUGAAGUACCAGCCAACGUCAAAAAACGGCAAGAUGUCUUUUGGACUCUACUCCAAGGGCUUUUGUGUGAAGUUCAUGACACUGAUGGCUCAUCCAUGCUGGGAGGCAGAUCACUUGAGGCUGAUGACUGCAUUGGAGUAUGCGAUCGCUUGUCGCAUAGACGACCGUGGAACGCUAGAUCACAUAUUAAUCGAUGCAUCGACAUGCCCGGCUAUACGCCGUAUGAAUGAAGUACUCAAACAUUACGGAGGUACAAUGGCACGGCGAUCCAUCCACAAGAUCCACGCUUCUGCAAGAAGACGUGCCAAUGGAGAGUCUUGCCCAUGGUCAGACUUUCUUUUUCAUAUCGGCGAGACUGUGAAGGCCAAGUCCUCCAUCAGGCCGCCGAUACUUGAUGAGUUCCUGAGUGAAGACGGACUCCCCACACUUCCUCUCACAUCAUGGGAUUUGGAAGCUGUGAUUGAAGCUGUCGACACAAUGGAAUUUACCCGGGAGGAGUUCCGAUACUCGGCAGACGAUGCACUCAAGGCCUGGAGCAAGGUGAGGAGUGGUCGAGAUAUUCCGGGCAUGGAACAGCUUCCUGAUCUCUAUGAGGUUUUUACCAAGGAUAUCUUUCGCAGGUCGAUUCUCAAGAGGAAAUCGGCCUCAGGAAAUGAUGCCGAGGCUGAGGCUUCAUCACCUCUACAAGAGGAGGAUGAAGAUCAACUUGAGAUCAAUGCUCCCAGAUCCGGUCCCGGAUCCCAAAUCCUCGACGACAAUGAAGAGAAUGAAGAGGAUGAAGAGGAUGAAGAGGAUGACGAGGAUGACGAGGAUCAGGGUGAGCAAGAUCUCGACAUGGAAGACAUCGGUCCUCCACCUUCUUCUGACGAAGAGGAGCCAGAUAAUCUGGCUAACGUUAUCGAUACUGAAGCCGAUGACGCACCCUUCGUCCAAGAUGAGGUGGACGACGAUGACCGAGGGCGUGUCUCCCCGCCUGGAAACUUUCUGGGCACGCCCAGCCCUGGAAACUUUCUGGGCCCGCCCGGCCCUGGAGAUAUUGGCCGACCUUGGCCGUUCCCCUCGGGUAGUUUGUUUGGCAAUCUCAUGACUCGAGAUGAACAGUCCCGCCGCGACUCUGAAAAUAUCGCGGCAUUGGUGACGCAGAUCGAAGAGAUGAGAGAGGAGGCCAGAAACGAGCGACAGACAACGGCACAGACAAUGGCACAGCUUGUGGAGCAAAACAACAAGCUCUUGGGGCAAAACAAGAAGCUCCUAAAAGACUCCGACGCUGUGCGCCAACAUGUGGCCAAGAUAGAGACUACACUCGAACAAGAGUUUGAUCUCGUCAAUAAUAAUGAGACCAAGCUUGAAGACUCUAUCAAGAAGCUUGCCAAAAGUCACCGCGAGCUUGCGAGGAGAUUUGAAGACUCCCAAACUCGUGUGACAGGCCCUAUCCCCGCGGAUCCCACAAGUCGCGGAGAGAUGGGCCAUGAGGGAAAUAGUCUUCGUGUUGAAAGGCAAGGAGAGGCCGAGACCCAGCAGGGUUCCGUCAAGGAAACUACUACUAAGAGCAGCCCUGCUCAGGUCGAGGCUCUUCAAGUUCAACCAACAGGAGAGACUGAGUCCCAGCAACCUCCCCGUACGGAACAAAACACUGUUCAAACCGGUGAGGUUGAAACCCAAGAGAAGCCGGCUUCCCCUGAGGAAGCCGAUACUCUGAGCAAGUCUAUUCAGGUCGAGGUAUCUUUAGAGAGCCAAGACCAGAGUAGACAGGCAACGUCUGCCCCCGUCAAUGAGCCAUCGUCAGAUGGCCAAGACCAGGGUGGACAGGUGGUCCCAGAAGGGUCCAAGGCAAUUCCCUCUACUGAUCCUUCCCAAAAUACGAUCAUUUCGGAUUUGCCAAAAGACCUUCCCUUGUGUCCGCCCGUCCUACAGCUACAACCGGGCUCUUUCCGCCAUCAGUGGCUGGGCUCCUUCAAUACGCUCAAUCAUCCCAAGAGUAAGCCGAUGAGGUCUGCACCCACUCCAACGCCAAGUUGGGGCAGGCUUCAACGGAAGCAAGGCUAG
This is a messenger RNA of Fusarium pseudograminearum CS3096, 2409 nucleotides long. RefSeq lists its product as uncharacterized. The transcript has a single exon. The record is from RefSeq and is a predicted model, not a curated record. The coding region runs from base 1 to 2409 and encodes 802 amino acids. NCBI's taxonomy places the organism in Eukaryota, Fungi, Ascomycota, Sordariomycetes, Hypocreales, Nectriaceae.